AUGUCGAUGGAAGAUCGUUUAGCGCAGGCGGAAGCCAAUUUAAGACAAACAAGAGGAGCUUCAGCAGCACUAGGGAUUCAACCAGGCCCAGGUUUGGAUCUGCAGCGUAAGAAAAAGAAGACAACAGGUCAAGAGGAAAGGAUUGGAGAGGAAGGCGCGAGCGGAGGAGAGGUAGAGAGAGUUCAAGAGGAAGGAGGCCAAGGUGUUUCAGGCGAGCGACAGAGGGAGGCGCAAGAGGAUCAGCGAGAACACAAUCAGGAUUCACUGGAGUCGGACGAUGAAUCAUGGAGGCCAGGAGGGGACAGAGGGAGAGAUCGAGAGGCGGAGUCAGAGGAGGAUCAGAUCUCGGUCGAAGAAGGGGGAAGCCUAGACUCUGUACAACUUGGAAGGGGAAACGCCGCCACAGAGGAGAACGGGGUCACCUAUCAGAGGUCGCAGCCCAACACCAACCCCCCGGAGGCUCGGAAACAAUGCCCAAUCCAGAGGCAGGACUAUCGUCGUGAAGCGGUCCCGGCUAGAAGACGAAGUCCGAGCAGAGAAGACUUGAUCCAAGAGAACCUGACAGAGGUGUCAACAGAUACCGUCGACAGUGCCCCACCACUCCCGGGAAAGCGAAGACGGUCGUCUAGAAGAGCAACCACCUCGAGCGACAGACCGAGCUCGACGACGUAUCCGAGAUCAUCGGCUUACGAGACCGCGAAGAGGUCCAAGGAAGGCUGGCUUCCGGACGCUGAGUAUAAAGAGAAGAAGGCGGCGGAAAGGAGGAGUCGAAUGAAGAGAGAUGGUGAAAGGAAUGAGCGUCGCUAUGGGAAGAGCCCAGACCGUCCAAGUGACAGGAGAGAUGACUGGCAGGAGCGUCGCACAAGCCCUAGCAGAGGUUAUAAUAGAGGGUUUAAUGCCAAACGUAAUGAUUACAGAAAGAGGAGCUAG
Messenger RNA from Melampsora larici-populina 98AG31, 930 nucleotides. RefSeq lists its product as uncharacterized. The transcript has 4 exons. Lineage: Eukaryota; Fungi; Basidiomycota; Pucciniomycetes; Pucciniales; Melampsoraceae. The record is from RefSeq and is a predicted model, not a curated record. The coding region runs from base 1 to 930 and encodes 309 amino acids.